Xenopus tropicalis (tropical clawed frog) is the source of this 3347-nucleotide messenger RNA. It is a transcript of the gene htra3, whose product is annotated as htra serine peptidase 3. Lineage: Eukaryota; Metazoa; Chordata; Amphibia; Anura; Pipidae. Gene Ontology annotation, biological process: proteolysis. Gene Ontology annotation, cellular component: extracellular region. Bases 388 to 1782 code for a protein of 464 amino acids. Gene Ontology annotation, molecular function: serine-type endopeptidase inhibitor activity; serine-type endopeptidase activity. The transcript is spliced from 9 exons. The record is from RefSeq and is a predicted model, not a curated record.
CAGCAGCAGCACCCAUCUCUCUCACCCAGCAGCAGCAGCACCCAUCUCUCUCACCCAGCAGCAGCACCCAUCUCUCCUCCCAGGAGCAAAACGCCUUCCUAAUCCCGGGGCAAGUUCAGAGGCUGAAUGCUCAGCAGGAAUCCAUAUUCCGCAGCCUGGAGAGGACAUGCCCCCAGUAUCUGCACAGUAAGGAUUCAGCCACAACGCGUCUCUAACUCCAGCAGCACCCAAGACUUUCUAAUUGGACAAGACCCCAAUGCCCCCCAUGUCUGAUAACUGAGUUCGCAGUAGUAUUAACACCAGGAGGAGACCUCUAUGCCCCCCUCAUCUACACACUAAGGAGAAACCCCCCAGCUGAGUGAGCUCCCUAUCUCCUUACUCCUCAGGAUGAAACUUUGCGCCUGGCUCCCUCUCUGCGCCCUCCUCACCCUCCUCUCCGGCGCUACCAGGACUGGGGCUUGCCCUGCCCGCUGCGAUGUCUCCAGGUGCCCCAGCCCUAUCUGCCCCAGCGGCUAUGUCCCCGACCGCUGCAACUGCUGCCUGAUCUGCGCUGCCGGAGAAGGGGAGCCCUGCGGCCGGGAAGGGGACCCUCCGUGUGGGGACAGCCUGCAGUGCAAGCCCCCCCCGGGCAUGAGAGGGCUGAAGGGCAGCUGCCAGUGCAAGCACACUAACCCUGUGUGUGCCAAUGAUGGGCAGACCUAUGACAACCUGUGCCAGCUGAAGGCGGCCAGCAGGAGGGCGCUACAGAAGGGCCACUCACCUGUGGUGCUGGUGCAGAAGGGAGCUUGUCAAUCGGGUCACCAACAUCCCAACAGUCCAAGAUACAAAUUUAACUUCAUUGCUGAUGUGGUGGAAAAGAUUGCUCCGGCUGUUGUGCAUAUUGAACUUUUCCUGAGGCACCCACUAUUUGGCCGUAAUGUCCCUCUGUCUAGUGGGUCUGGCUUUAUCAUCUCGGAUCUGGGACUAAUUGUGACCAAUGCACAUGUGGUAUCCAGCAGUAACACUGUAUCGGGCCGCCAGUACCUGAAAGUGCAGCUGCACAAUGGGGACUCAUAUGAAGCCACCAUAAAAGACAUUGAUAAGAAAUCUGAUAUUGCAACAAUCAAGAUUUACCCCAGAAAAAAGCUGCCAGUCUUGCUGCUGGGCCAUUCCGCUGAUCUGAGACCUGGAGAAUUUGUUGUGGCCAUUGGGAGCCCCUUUGCCCUACAGAACACGGUGACGACUGGCAUUGUGAGCACAGCACAGAGAGACGGGAAAGAACUGGGCCUCCGGGACUCCGACAUGGACUAUGUUCAAACCGACGCCAUCAUUAAUUAUGGAAAUUCUGGGGGUCCUCUGGUGAAUUUGGAUGGGGAGGUGAUUGGAAUAAAUACACUCAAGGUUGCAGCAGGGAUUUCUUUUGCCAUCCCGUCGGAUCGUAUCACGAAGUUCAUGACGGAAUCACAAGACAAAAAAUACAAAGCCAACAAUGAUGGCAAAAAGCGUUUCAUUGGAAUAAAGAUGCUGACAAUUACUCCUUCAUUUGCUGAAGAAAAAAAACUGCACAAUCCUGACUUCCCAGAUGUUACCAGUGGAAUUUAUGUCCAUGAGGUGGUGCCCAAUUCUCCUGCCCAGAGAGGUGGAAUUCAGGAUGGAGACAUCAUAGUGAAAGUGAAUGGGCGGCCACUGGUGACAUCGGGUGACCUGCAUGAAGCCGUAAUGAACGAAUCUCCUUUACUCCUUGAAGUGCGAAGAGGAAAUGAUGACAUGCUAUUCAACCUAGAGCCAGAAGUUUCCAUGUAGAGCUUGGAAAGACUCAACUUCUCAAGAUGGAACAAUUUCCUCUGCAGGAACAAGUUCUACAGAACAACAAGUACAGACCUAAUGACCUCAGCUAAGCCUGGCAUUUUGUAUUUCAAGCUCCCAAACAUUAAGGGUGGAACCCAGACUUGCAUAAUGCUGAAACUAUGACCAACCGAGCCAACCAGACUUUGUGCUCAACCUCUCUAUCUUCAAUGUCAGACCAUUUAACACUGAGGAUUUACAUGAAAGGCUCUUCAUCAACAUAAUAUACCUCCUUUCCAAAUAACUCCUCCUUUUUUUGUGAAUUCAUUUGAUCGAUUGAGCCGAGUCUGUACUGUAUGUAUUGUAUGAAGCACAUAAGCCUAGAGCAGAAAGAAGAAAUAUCUAUAGUUACAGGUGAAGCGACAACUAAGGGGCACCAUGAUAUAAACUGCUGUAGGUGGAUUCCCUUAGGCGUGUAGUAUAUUCCAUAUCAGUAGAUGGGAAUAGAAUACAAAGUAUUAGGGCAUUUACAGUGUACAAUAGUAGUUCUAAAUCACUAGAUCUCUAAAGUUGAUAGAUCUGCACUUUAACUGUAUUUGAAAAAAAGCAAAGGAUUAUAACACAGAACUGUGCAAAAAUAUGAUUUAGUAUUGAAUAUUAAACUAACAAUCAUAGCCUAUCAUUCUAGCCAGCCAAUGGUAGUGCCUAGUGAUGGAGUCAUUUUUGGCCAGGUUUCUCUAAAAAAAAAAAACACCCAUAGAUUUCAAUGUAUUGUUAAAGAAAGUCUCUGCAAAAACAAAAAAAAAAGCCAAUUGACUACAAUGCGUUUCGCAAAUUUUGGUCGUUUUUCAACAAGAUUUGACAGAUUUGCCCAUUAUUAGCAGCCCCAUUAGUCAUUCCCAUGGGAAGCUCAGCUGUUUCUAUUUGAAAUGUGAAAACCAUGAUAUGAAAUGGUUUCAAUUUCUGACCAAAUUAAUUUGGGAAAUCGGAAAGUGUAACAACAGCCCAGGUCAAUAUUAGUGUUUGUGUCUAAGAAUGUUUGUUACCUGUUCAGUUUGUGUGUUGCUGGGAUCAAUCUAAUUGGCACCAAAAACAAACUUUUCUCUUAAUCACUUUUUUUUCCUGUGAGCUGUUAUUUUUUUAAUAAUUUUAUUUAGAAAAAAAAACAAUAUAGAAGCAAAAAAAAGUCUGUUUUUUCCACAUUCAGUUUUUAAUUUUUUGACAAUAGUGUUUUUGAAAAACCUCAACUUACACCAAUCGCAACAAAACCUCGAAAGUGAAAAAACAGCCCUUAAUACUGCAUAAACUUCAUUUGGUUUUGCUUGAAAUAUGAAAUAUUGUGGUCUAGAGAUUUAUAGCUGAAGAUAUAAGAUAUCUCUGUAAAUGUAAUUACAUGUAACGAGGAAACAGAAAGAGAAAAUAAUCGGCAUCGGACACAGGGUUUUGUAACCGUUGAAUUUAGACGGAGAAGAUUUUAGCAGGAGGAGACACAAAGAAAUGCAUUACCCUUUAAAAGAAGAAUCUAAUUUUUACAAACUAUAGAUGAACAUUCAUUUACCAAUAAAGUAUGAGGAUGUAGAUUA